This is a messenger RNA of Penicillium pulvis, 432 nucleotides long. Its product is annotated as DIM1 family thioredoxin-like protein. Gene Ontology annotation, biological process: mRNA splicing, via spliceosome. Bases 1 to 432 code for a protein of 143 amino acids. NCBI's taxonomy places the organism in Eukaryota, Fungi, Ascomycota, Eurotiomycetes, Eurotiales, Aspergillaceae. The transcript has 4 exons. Gene Ontology annotation, cellular component: U4/U6 x U5 tri-snRNP complex; U5 snRNP; spliceosomal complex. The record is from RefSeq and is a predicted model, not a curated record.
AUGGGUUCCAUUGUACUGCCUCACCUGCGUUCAGCCUGGCACGUUGAUCAGGCUAUCCUCUCCGAGGAAGAACGCCUGGUCGUCAUCCGGUUUGGCCGCGACCACGAUCCCGACUGCAUUCGUCAGGAUGAAGUCCUCUAUAAGAUCGCCGAGCGAGUAAAGAACUUCGCCGUCAUCUACCUCUGUGAUCUCGACGAGGUCCCCGACUUCAGUACCAUGUACGAGCUUUAUGACCCGAUGACGAUCAUGUACUUCUAUCGCAAUAAACACAUGAUGUGUGAUUUCGGAACGGGUAACAACAACAAAUUGAACUGGGUUCUGGAGGACAAGCAGGAGUUGAUCGACAUCAUUGAGACCAUCUACAAGGGCGCUAAGAAGGGUCGUGGUUUAGUCGUUAGCCCGAAAGAUUACUCGACGAGAUACCGAUACUAG